ACGGAGGCUGCAUUCCGGUCGUGUCUGGCGCGUUGGACAGUGCAUUUUUUCGGGUGUUGUUAUAGUUACGAUCGACAGAUUUUGUGCAAACAAAAAUAUUUGUGUCUUGGUCUGGCCAUCGGAUUCCGGCAAAAUCAGCACAAAAAGUACUCUUCUUGGCGAACUAUAGGCAAAAGGCGCGCGCGUUUCUGCUGCAGUGCUCGUGUUCGUUCCGAUUUCCGGUUCGUUCCAGGCGUGUACAUAAAACAGGCUGAACCAUUGGUUCUGGGAAAACCGCGGUAGGGUGGAUAGGUUAAAAUUCGGUUUCGACGGCAGCAGCCACCCCAUGGACGUUGGUCUUCGUAUGGGAGAAGACAGUAGUCAACUUUCGCACUAGUCGCACCGAUUCCGUAUGCGGAAGGCCAUUCAAUCGUAGCUCGUUGAAGCGGAAGGAUUGUGAUCCGUGGUGAAAUCUACUAAGGACCACAGUUUUGGGUGUGAAAUAAUCGUCACGGAUUUGUUAGAAAAAAAAAAUCGACAUAAAGAUUAUCAAAUUAGCGAUUUGUUACUGCAACGGUGCCUCUCCAUUUAGCGCUAAAAAUAAUAAAUAAAUCAACUGAUUGUGCUUCUUCAUCUGCAAGCUAGACGACGACGACGACGACGACCGCAGUGAAUGGAAAGAAUUCGCUAGAACGUGGUUUGAAUAAUCAAAGUGAGUGUAUCCAAACGCGGACCAAUAAACUGAUCUGGCGUGACGAUAAGAUUAGCCGGAACCUUCCAGUCUACCAGAAGCAUUGCUUUUCAGCAAACGGAGAGAAAGGAUUGUGAAGGAGCAGGACUUUUGCCCUUUGCCCCUCCCAGCAAGCGUCCGAUCAGAAAAAUAACUCGCGAUAAACUGCGUUUGUAAGUGCCCGAAGCGAUCCCAACCAGUUCCUAGAAACAUGUCGAUUUCCGAGUUUCGCAAGAAGAAGCUGCUCUAUGUGUUUAACGUAUUUUUCGACGUUAAUCAGAGCGGUGAAAUUGAUCGCAAAGACUUUGAGCUUGCCAUCGAGAAAAUCUGCGAACUGCGCGGCUGGCCAGUGGGAAACCCACGGAACACCGAAACGCACGAGUCGAUGUUCAAAAUCUGGGAUGGAUUGCGCUCGAAGGCCGACAAGGACAAUGAUGGACAGGUGUCGGUGGAGGAGUGGUGCAAGAUGUGGGACGAAUACGCACGGGAUCCGGACUCCGUGCUAGACUGGCAGCUGCGAUAUAUGAACUUCAUGUUCGACCUUGAGGAUGCCUCCAACGAUGGCGGCAUCGAUGCGGAGGAAUUCUCAAUCGUUUGCUCCAGCUACGGACCGGACAAGCAGGAAUGCCAGGAAGCCUUCCGGAAGAUGGCACAGGGUGCUGAAGAGGUCAACCGGGAACAGUUUGCCGAUUUGUGGCGUGAGUACUUCUCGACCGAUGAUCCGGCGGCGCCCGGCAACUUCAUUUUUGGCAAAACGUCAUUUUAACGCAGCUGUGGGCGCUCCACCGUCAUUUCCAGCUUCAGCCGUAGUAAGAGUAAACAGCAACAAGACGAUAUUUAUCAGUAGAGCAAACAAAACUGUUGCACCCACAUCGUUUCAAUUUUUCUCGUCGUUGGAAUCUCUAGCGAGUUGUUCGAGUUGCGUUCGUUAUUUCCUCUAGCGUUAAGCUCUUAUGCUUCAUUAAAGAAACAAAUGCAAGCAAAGCAAACCUAUUUUGGAUGGAAAUCGCGUUGGUGGAAAUCUGACAGCUUGGAAAAGCGUCUGCAAAGGGGUAGCGUCGUGGUCGUGCCAUUAACAACGGGUGUCUCCACGUCAGUCGGCAGAAGGGCCUUCAGAACGGACAAAUAAAGCAUCAAUCAUCUGGCAAGCAGUGUCGCCAGAUGUCGCUGCUGCAGCCAGUAACGCGGAUAAUCGGUUUAGUGUCAGUUUCGUCGAAAGUUGUUAUUGUUUUGUUUUUUUUCGCUGUUCUUCGUUUGCUCUUGAGAUCGCGUCAUGAAUAUAUACAGCACCACAGCAGCAACUCGCGUGAUGGCGUGUGAGAAUGCAGCAGGAAAAGCUGCUCCCCCGUGUGAGGACGUGAUUAUAAUAAAUAGUGCUGGCAGCGCGAUAUGAUAAAUCAUGUUCAAAACAGCGCGCUUGAUUCCCGCGCUUGACUUCGACCCGAUCGUCGCUGCUGGGGGUGGCACUGGUGUGGCAUGUCUAGCUAUUUUUUUUUUCGCGAACAGAGCGCAACAAGGGCAGCGAAAGUGAACGCUGGAUCAUCACUCUUUUGAGCAUUGGGUUUUAUUUUAGUAGGAAACUAGUGCAGAUUGGCUACCGAAAAAUGCUUUGAAAAUAAAUCCAGAAACAUAUCCAGCAGCGAAUUCCGAUUCCGAUUGGCACAAAUCAGAUGUUGCGUUCUACACUCAAAACGGGAUAGGUGUACAGACAUCCGGCCUUAUUUGAAACAUUGACCGUUGCAUCGAUUUAUAUUAAAACUAUUCGUUUCACAAUCGUUACCGAACGACGGAUUAAUUCAUAUAUAUUUCUAAAUUUCAAAUACAAUUUUAUUCGCAAAGGCUUGCAGUCUAAAAAUAGAAAUCAAACGUGAAACUCGUCAUUCUCAAAAGAAUGGAAUUGCUAUUUAACAUAACCAUACACGUGAAAUUGCAAUUAGUUUAAGUCACAUCGGCAGCACUGACCCGUACAGUUGUGUACGACCGCUGGUGUAAAGCAGUAUCGUAUUGUGCAAAUUUUGUUCCCCACCCAGUUUAUUGUAAGCAACGAUUUAUAGACCCUAGUUUUUGCGGAUAAUAUUAAAGUGUUUUGGUAUAGCGGAAAAGACUUUACAUCCCAUUCGAUUCUAGACGAAACAUUUCUGAAGUACCUCAAGAAAGAAAAUUAGGACUUAUUGUAUUCAUAAUGUAAUCAUUAAUAACUCUGGGCGAGUAUUGAAAUUCUUGGAUUGUAAUCAUUUUGCUAAUGAUACUGCAGUGUUUUUCCAAACUAAACUCUGAUUUUUGCUAUUAUUCAUUUGAAUGAUUUGCGUCCGCUCAACCAAGUUAACGAAAACAUCCAAAUCUAAUGUUAAAAAUUUUGUUUACAAUAGUUACGUAAAUGGUAUAAAAGCUUUCUCAAAACGUUUUAUUACAUUUUUUUAGAUUUUUCCUCUUGCAAGUUUCUGUUCUAUAAGUUGUCACGCAUUGUACAGGGUGCGCCAUAAUUAUUGCAACAAGAAACUGGUCCUCUAACCAUGUUUUUGGCAAGUAAGACAAAACUUUUGAAAUGAAAAUAAUUUAUUGAGUAAAAACAAUUGAUGAAAAACAACAACUCAUUCAAUGUGUCCUCCUUUAGCUCUGAUAACAGCUCGGAGAUGCUUACGCUAAGGCGGACCGAAUGUGAUUUUGAGGAAUUCCCUUCCAUCAAAUUGAGCAAAGACUUCUUCAGCUCGUCCAAACUUGUGGGUUUUCGUGAUCCCUCAAAUCGAAAAGUCCAUCUCGUUGAGAUCUGGCGAGUUUGAAGGCCACUCAUUCUUGGUGAUGACAGAGGGAAAGUUAGACUUGUUAAUUAGUUAAAAAUUCUACGAGUACCUCUAAACGAUUUUCAGCAGAGCAAAUUCAUUCUACAAAUCAUCAUCUGUAUUUUUUCUAGGGAUCCAAUGAAAAAAAAAAAACAACCUAAAA
Molecule: messenger RNA, 3652 nt
Organism: Wyeomyia smithii (pitcher-plant mosquito)
Lineage: Eukaryota; Metazoa; Arthropoda; Insecta; Diptera; Culicidae
Product: calexcitin-1-like
Exons: 7
Coding region: 921-1475 (184 amino acids)
Molecular function (GO): calcium ion binding
Source: RefSeq, a predicted model, not a curated record